Molecule: messenger RNA, 931 nt
Organism: Sturnus vulgaris (Common starling)
Lineage: Eukaryota; Metazoa; Chordata; Aves; Passeriformes; Sturnidae
Source: RefSeq, a predicted model, not a curated record
GAUCGUGCUGGUGGAGAGCAUCCCGGAAGGAAUGACCAUGGCUGGAGCCCCCAACCCGUCCACCUUUGAGACGUGGCUGCAGCUGCUGACCGCGGCCUCGCGCAGCGUGGACAUCGCCUCCUUCUACUGGACCCUGACCAACGAGGACACGCGGACGCACGAACCCACGGCGGCGCCGGGCGAGCGGAUCCUGGCGGAGCUGCUGCGGCUGCCGCGGCGCGGCGUGGCCGUGCGCGUGGCGGUCAGCGCGCCCUCGGCCAAGGCGCCGCUGGACGAUCUGCAGGCUCUGGAGCGUAGCGGUGCGGCCGUGCGCGCCGUGGAUUUCCCGCGUCUCACCGGCGGCAUCCUGCACACCAAAUUCUGGCUGGUGGACGGCGUUCACCUCUACAUUGGCAGUGCCAACAUGGACUGGAGGUCCUUGACGCAGGUGAAGGAGCUCGGCGCCGCCAUCUACAACUGCAGCUGCCUGGCCCAAGACUUGGCCAAAAUCUUCGAGGCCUACUGGGCUCUGGGCGUUCCCGACGCCUCCAUCCCGGCGCCGUGGCCGGACAAUUACUCCACCGCCAUCAACCUGGAGACGCCCAUGGAGAUGACGCUCAACGACACCGCGGCCGCCGUUUACUUCUCGAGCUCCCCGCCCGCCCUGUGCCCCGCCGGCCGCACCCAAGACUUGGAGGCGCUGCUGGCGGCCAUCGACGGCGCCGAGGCGUUCGUGGACGUGGCGGUGAUGAGUUACCUGGCCAGCACCGAGUUCUCGCGGCCCGAGCGCUUCUGGCCGGCCAUCGACGACCGCCUGCGCCGCGCCGUGGUGGAGAGGGGGGUGAGGGUGCGGGUGUUGGCCGGGUGUUGGCGGCACAGCCGCGCCGCCAUGUUCGCCUUCCUGCGCUCGCUGGACGCCGUGGGAGACAACCGGACGAGAUACGACGUGGAG